AUGAUGUCGCCAUCGAACGCCCAAGAAGACGCCAAAUUAGACGCAAUGCAACGUUCAUGGCAAUCGAAAAGAAGCCGAUCUUUGAGCCUUUUCGAGGACUUGUCUUCCGAUUCGCAACUAUUAGCCAUGCCCCAGGCCUCGUGCAGCCCCAGCACCAAGUCGCUUUUCUCGGCCCUCCAGCCCAAAGGCAAGGAGGAGGAGGGAGAGGUUUACUCCCUGGCGAGCCUACAGGAGCAAGUUGUUCCCGAAAUAUUGGAACAAGUCGAACAACAACCGACAUAUACCGUUUUAGACGCGUCCACAGUUGGGGACUUCCCCGCUGUUUAUACCGUGUGUUCCCCCGAGCGGCACCAAAUGCCCGCAGUUGGGGUUUUCGUCGACAAGCGCAUAGUCCCUGGUUUUAAAUACCGCGUCCGGCCUUUGCCCCAAAUCGGCCAAGACCCCACAAUGCACAAGUGCCUCUUCAAUGACUCUGCCCUGACUUUGAAAAGCAUCGGUCGGGGCUACGCCCGCAGAUUCACUUUCGAGGCCACUGAUAGUCUCAACAACAACGAAAACUACUUCUGGAGCGACAACCGGCCCGAAGGCUACGCGUUCGAGCUGGAGGUCAUCUCCGAAGGGGACAAGUUCACCAUCUUCGACAUCAACAAAGAGGCGCAAGGCACCGUGGAGGUGCUACAGCUGGAAGGACCUCAAUUUGAAAUUAGUAAUGUUUACAGCAGGCAAAAUAUCGAGAAACGGGCCAAUGUUAGGUUUACGGGUAAGGUUGAGUUUUACGAAACGGGAGUGGCGAAGCCGAUGCCUCUGAGCGGACUGGCGCUGGCUGUGAAGUACAAGCACAAGGGGGCUGCCGAGAUCGUUAAAGUCCAAAAUGUCGUGAUAAACAAACAGAGGUACACCCUACUCCCAGGCAUCCAGAAAAUACACAGGAGAGUCACCGUUAAAGGGCGGGACAUUAACGACGUCCCCACUCAAUAUUCCAUGCACGGACUGGAGCCCUACGAACUCCCCGUUGUUGGUACUUAUGUGGAUCCCCGAGUCAUCCCAGGAUUCCACUACAAGGUCAGGCCAAGUGACAGGAAAGAACACUUGUUUGGUGGACGCGCUUUGAAGCUUUUAAGUAUCGGAAUGGGUUAUGCCAAACGAUUGACCUUCGAACCUGACUCUCUGCUCAACCCUGACAAUUAUCUAUGGUCUGAUAACCAUCCCGAUGGUCUCGGUUUGGAAAUCAGAGCCGUUCAUAAAGACAUGAAGUUUGUAAUCAAAGCUGGGGACCAGAUUUUGGGUGAAGCUACAGUUUGGCGAGCUGACAAGCCUCAAAUUGAGGAAAAAAUGGAGAAGGUUAAGACGCAGUCUGGCAAGCACGCGAUUGAGAAAUACGUCCACAUUGACGUCAUGUGCCACAUUGCCAUUGCUAUUCCCGGUGGAGGAUGUGACGAAAGCAGCGAGAGAUUGAUGCGCGUCUAUGGCUUGGCUGUGGUGCGAAAAGAGCCCAACAGAAAUGAAGCUCACGUUAUUAGGGUAGAGAAUGUCGGUUUGGACUCGCAACUGAACGUUUUGUUCGCACAAACUCACACUGAACUGACAUUCUUCCCCAAAAAAUAAUCUCACCUCAUUUAUACUACUUAACGCCACACUCCAUGGUAGUUGCAAUAUUGUGAUUUCUUAGGAUUUAGUGUUAAGUUAUUUUGUAUUUGCCUACUUAUGUACACUUAUUAAUAAAUGAUUUUUGCAAUAAAAA
Molecule: messenger RNA, 1741 nt
Organism: Tribolium castaneum (red flour beetle)
Lineage: Eukaryota; Metazoa; Arthropoda; Insecta; Coleoptera; Tenebrionidae
Exons: 6
Coding region: 1-1605 (534 amino acids)
Source: RefSeq, a predicted model, not a curated record